GAAACAUAAAAUAUGAUUGUUUAGAAAUGUAACGCAAAAAUUUGGAGAAAUUGGAGUUGUAUUUGUUUGUGCAGCAGCAGCAAUAACAAGAACAAGAAUUCCAUUUUCCACCACCACCUCCUUUCCGCAGAUCCCACACAAGAAGAUGGGCAUUUCCUUCAGCACCACCGCCAGAAGGAGAAGCCCCACGCACCCCUACCCCCAUCCCCACCCCCUGGAAUACUACCCCUCCUCCUACCCAAUGCAGCCUCCUCCGCCCCCUUAUCCGGCGCAUUCCCCGUCUUCGCCAUCUGUAUAUUACCCCUACUACAAUUCCAAUGGGUAUAAUGUUUGCAAUCACGCCAACCCUAUUGUGGGCCAGCCCUACUUUGGUCCCUUUGAGUUGCAACCGUCGCUGCCGCAGCCUCGGGUGCUGGCGCCGCCCUGCGGUGAGCAGAAGCAGGCGAAAGUUGUGAAUAGUGAUGUGAAUGUGCAUAAAGAUUCUUUGAGGCUUGAGAUUGAUGAGCUGAACCCGGAUCAUUACUUGGUUUCCUUUAUUUUUGAUGCUUUGCUUGAUGGAAGCAUCACAAUCUGUUACUUUGCCAAGGAAGAGGCUGACUGUAGAGUUGUUCCAUUAUUUCCUGAAACCUAUGUUCCGAUAAAAAUCCCUUUCAGAAAAGGACUUCACCAGGAAUUUCGACAACCAUCAGGGACAGGCAUUGACUUGCGUUAUUUUUCGUUGGAUGAUAUGUCAAAUCCGUCAUCCAGAUAUGAUGUGUUUCCGAUUGUAAUAUCUGCUGAUACUUGCCCAACUCCUUAUAUAGUUGAUGAUAGAAGCUAUCUUUUGCCACCUACAUUGUCCCAGAUGCAGAUAACUCAAGUAGUCGUGGGAAGAAAUCAUGAUGGACAAUUUACUGCUAAAGCAAUCAGGCAGUUGCUUUGGACAGAUGAUAUUUGCUAUGAACUGCGAGAGAUAUAUGGAUUAGGAAAAUCUGGCUCAGGUUUCAAUGACAAUGGAUCAGGGAAAGAUUGUGUGAUUUGCAUGACUGAGCCGAAAGACAUAGCUGUGCUUCCCUGCAGACAUAUGUGUAUGUGCAGUGACUGUGCAAAGGCACUGAGACUUCAGUCAAACAAGUGCCCAAUCUGCCGUGAAGUUAUUGAAGCACUCCUGGAAAUCAAGAUACACAAUAUAGAUCAUUCAAUCCAGUCUUAGACUACAGAUAGAUAUCUGAAAUGUUUCCAGUGAGGUUUCUUCUUUCCUACUACAAGAUCUUAAAACGUGUAUACUAUAUAGUCAUAGAUAUAGUUUGCCUACACCUUCAGAACAAUUUGAUUUGCUUGAAUAUGAUCUUUUUG
Molecule: messenger RNA, 1335 nt
Organism: Sesamum indicum (sesame)
Lineage: Eukaryota; Viridiplantae; Streptophyta; Magnoliopsida; Lamiales; Pedaliaceae
Product: putative E3 ubiquitin-protein ligase LUL4
Biological process (GO): protein ubiquitination
Molecular function (GO): ubiquitin protein ligase activity
Source: RefSeq, a predicted model, not a curated record